UUUCCACAAAACUGCCGCCUCAUCACCAUCAACAUUCUUACCCACUAACACGCCUCUACCAAUCUUGAACGUAUAAGUGGAUUAAUCCUUGUGUUUCCUCUUUUCAUCUAAAAUUAACAACAAACCCUAAAGAACCAGUACAGCUACAGCAUAUAUAUCAAGCUUUUUCCCAGCUACGCAUUCUCAGCUUUAUAAAUAUAUUCCAAUUUCCAACAUAUGCAAUCUCUAUGGUUUCUAGAGAUGGGAUUGGGAGAGAGGAAAAGAGCUGAGAUUGCAUCGCCAUGCGCAGCGUGCAGGAUUUUGAGGAGAAGAUGCGACCCAGAUACAUGCGUGCUGGCUCCUUACUUUCCUCCCCAUGAUCCUCAAAAGUUCGCUUCUGCACAUAGAGUAUUUGGUGCAUGUAACAUUAUCAAAAUGCUUCAGCCUAUUCCAGAGGAGCGCAGAGCGGAUGCAGUGAGUAGCAUGGUGUAUGAGGCAAACGCGAGGGUUAGAGAUCCUGUCUAUGGCUGCACUGGAGCCAUUUCUCAGCUGCAACAUCACAUAUUUACACUGCAGUCCCAGUUGGCUAAAGCUCAAGCAGAGCUAUUAUUCAUGCAUCUACAGCAUAGUAAUCUUUUGUCCAUCAUCGCUGGGGAUGAAUUGGGAGGAGGAUUUAGCUUUCAAUCAUCGUCUCUCACCCAAGAGAAUCAAGACGAUCAUAUUACUUAAAAGCUCGAGAAUUCGGGCACCUUAUGGAAGCUCCUAUAAACGGCCAGGCUCUUCAAAAUUUUGUGGCUUAGCUUCGCCCCCUUAUCACCACCUUUUCUUGUUAUAAUCAAGGGACUUGCCCAAAUUGUUGUUGAUUCUCACAUAUGAUAUUUGGAUUAUUUCACUUCUGAUUGGGUCAGGUUUGAUUUCUGUGAAAUAUUAACAGAUGGGAUCUUCCUGUUCAUAGUUCUUUAGUCUUAACAGAUGGGAUUCUCCUGUUCAUAGUUGUUUAGUCUUGGUUGUUUAGUCAAAUAAAUUUUUUUAAC
Molecule: messenger RNA, 1013 nt
Organism: Cryptomeria japonica (Japanese cedar)
Lineage: Eukaryota; Viridiplantae; Streptophyta; Pinopsida; Cupressales; Cupressaceae
Product: LOB domain-containing protein 24
Exons: 3
Coding region: 217-708 (163 amino acids)
Source: RefSeq, a predicted model, not a curated record